AGGGAGUGGAGGACGGGUGUCAGCGUGAGGCCUGGAAAAAGGCUGAACUGGGAGCAACGCUUGGAUAGUGGACAGAGAGAUUACGAAGAGCAGAGGGGGGCUCUUGUGAAUAGCAGUUUGAACUGAGGAGUAACAUUUGUCAGAGUAUUUAUAAAAUGGAAGAUAAUAUUGACACCAUUUUAUUCCACAAGUCAACUAAGUUUGUGUUCAGUGACCAGGAUAACUCCAAAUUGUCAUGGAUUGCAAUGGGUAUGACGGCUGGAGUGUAUGCAGUAUGGACUAUGUUUGUCGUACCAGGCUUUCGAAAAGUUCCCUGGAAACUAAAGGUUCCAUACCUACCUUCUGGAAAAGCUCAGACAGCUAACGUGCUGAAACUUUUGCAAGGACGGAAAGGCCGAUUGGUUGACCUGGGAUCAGGAGAUGGGAGAUUGGUUCUUGCAGCUGCGCCUCUGGGAUUUCAAGGUACAGGCUAUGAGUUAAAUCCCAUCUUGACAAAUUGGGCAAACGCUAAGGCUUGGUGGAAAGGCUUCUCUAAAGACCAGGCCACUUUCCUCAGGGAGGAUUUUUGGUCGGCGGACCUUUCAAAAUACAAAAAUGUGUUGGUGUUCCUGGCCCCAAGUGUGGUGGAGGAGCUGGAGAAGAAGUUAUCUGCAGAGCUUCCUGAAGAUACCCGAGUGAUUGUCUGCAGAUUCCCAUUAUCAGAAUGGCAGCCGACAUGCACAGAAGGUGCUGGUUUGGAUCAAGUUUGGGCAUAUGAUCUGGUCAAUUUAAAGAAGAGUCCAGAUCACAAUCAAAGUCAGCAGCUGAUAUGAUUUCCUACUUGUUUGAGGCCGGGUUCACACUGGUCUGACAAACGCUCCGACAUUG
Messenger RNA from Rana temporaria (common frog), 867 nucleotides. RefSeq names its product adenine nucleotide translocase lysine N-methyltransferase-like. Gene Ontology annotation, biological process: peptidyl-lysine trimethylation; regulation of mitochondrial ATP synthesis coupled proton transport; positive regulation of proton-transporting ATP synthase activity, rotational mechanism. Bases 156 to 812 code for a protein of 218 amino acids. The transcript is spliced from 6 exons. The record is from RefSeq and is a predicted model, not a curated record. Gene Ontology annotation, cellular component: mitochondrion. NCBI's taxonomy places the organism in Eukaryota, Metazoa, Chordata, Amphibia, Anura, Ranidae. Gene Ontology annotation, molecular function: protein-lysine N-methyltransferase activity.